Molecule: messenger RNA, 1407 nt
Organism: Ylistrum balloti
Lineage: Eukaryota; Metazoa; Mollusca; Bivalvia; Pectinida; Pectinidae
Product: T-box transcription factor TBX10-like
Exons: 7
Coding region: 1-1407 (468 amino acids)
Biological process (GO): positive regulation of DNA-templated transcription; regulation of transcription by RNA polymerase II; cell fate specification
Cellular component (GO): nucleus
Molecular function (GO): RNA polymerase II cis-regulatory region sequence-specific DNA binding; DNA-binding transcription factor activity, RNA polymerase II-specific
Source: RefSeq, a predicted model, not a curated record
AUGGAUAUAAACGGCCCUCUCUCUGCCAGAGCUAAUGCUUUCAGUAUCACGUCUCUUAUGUCGGGGCCGUUCGCCGACUCGUUUCUGGGGUCCCUAGGUGGAGCCUUUGGGUACCAACAAGUCCCUCCCCAGAGAAGCACAGAUUGUCUCUUCGAGUGGGGACAAAAUGGAGGAUAUGGAGUAGGAAUAAAAGGAAUGGAAGCCUGCAUUUUAAAUGCCGGAACAGGCAGACCCUACUAUGACUCGUCUCGUAUAGACACGUACCCGGAGAGUUCUGCCCGACCCCCCGGAUCUACUGGGAUCAAUGAUGGUGUUUGUGACAAAACAAGUCCUGGAAUCACUUGCGAUGAAUCUAGGACAUGUGUAAAAGACAACUGUGAAGGAGAAAAUGCAGGAAUGGACGAUAAGUCAGAUACACCCAAAAAACCUCUUCAUUCAAAACUAAUAAACGUUAGUGCUCAUCUAGAAAUGAAAUCUCUUUGGGACGAGUUUGACGAACUUGGGACAGAAAUGAUUGUCACCAAAGCAGGCAGACGGAUGUUCCCGACGUUUCAGGUUCGAAUGUAUGGCCUUGACCCUAUGGCAGAAUACAUGGUGAUGAUGGACUUUGUACCUUGUGAUGACAAGCGGUAUCGCUACUCCUUUCAUAGCUCCAGUUGGGUGGUGGCAGGAAAGGCAGAUCCACAUAUGCCAGGAAGGAUACACGUCCACCCAGAUUCCCCCGCUAAAGGAGCUCAAUGGAUGAAGCAAAUUGUGUCGUUCGACAAACUAAAAUUAACAAAUAACCUUAUGGAUGACAAUGGUCAUAUCAUACUAAAUUCUAUGCACAAAUAUCAGCCACGCUUUCAUGUCGUAUAUGUGAAUCCUAAAUCUGAAGAUUGCUCAAACACAGAAAAUUUCAAGACAUAUCUAUUUCCAGAGACGAAGUUUAUGGCAGUUACAGCCUACCAAAAUCAUAGGAUAACACAGCUCAAAAUAGCCAGUAAUCCGUUUGCCAAAGGUUUUCGAGAUGUCGACCCCAACGAAUGUAUGGUGGAUGUGAUCUCCCAUCUCAACCCUUGCUCACGUCCCAGGAAUCAACACCGUCCAAGUUCUUUGCAUCUCUCAAACAUCACUCGGAAAAGGGGAUCGGAUGACAAAGACAAAUGUUCUUCCGAAUCGGAUGAUUCAACAUGUAUGUCUCCCACCGGGGUAGUGAAUCACAGCUUGUCCACUACUCCCCUUAGGCUACCCCCUCGAGGAUCUUACACAGACAGUUAUAACUAUGUUCCCUACUCUCACGAGACUUACAUGAUGACGUCCAAAUCUCGUCCUUCGCCAUAUUCUCGAAGCAUGGAAUAUCAAACGUUUCAUCAUGCAAGAAUGAAGGAGAUUUAUCAAGGGACGACCUGUGGAUACAACUUUUAA